This is a messenger RNA of Didymodactylos carnosus, 1104 nucleotides long. The record is from the annotation of a GenBank genome assembly. Lineage: Eukaryota; Metazoa; Rotifera; Eurotatoria; Philodinida; Philodinidae.
AUGCCUCUGUCGAAGAAUGUAAAAAAAACAGAAUAUUUACCAGCAAUUCCCCCAGUAAAUUGUUCUAUAGCUGCUGAACAGAUGCUGCUUAAGAACAAGAACUUUAUUGGACAAAUUCCAUUAAAUGAUGAUAUUUAUUCCGUCUCAUUAUAUUGUUUUCGACAUUUUUUACUACAUCUUAACAUUGGACCAUUUGUUUUUUUUUAUCUAACGUGGUUUGUUAUAUGGAUAUAUCAUUUUGGUUUAUCACAGUAUCCAGAACUGGGCAUCAUUAUUACUGUUAUCAUAGCUAUCAUUCACAUUGUUAUAUGUUUAUUUUGCUAUUGGUUUGUCGAAGUUCGCGCUUUUAUGCAAUGUUACCCAGAAAGGACGCCGUCAAAAGCUGAGGUUGUAGUAGUAAAACCAACAGCGAAUAAUGGCUAUCCGGAAAUGGUUCCAUUACAUCAUGGACAGGAUCCUCAAACUCACAAAGAACAAGUAUGGUUUAUGUUUCAAAAGUCACGUUAUGUCUAUGAUGAAAGUGAAAAAAAAACAUUCCAAAUAAUUGAUUACCCGUUGUCAAAUUCUUUUCAUACAUAUUUACAAUCAAAAGGUUUACAAAAUGAUGAAAUUGAUCAAGCAACAUGGAAUUUCGGUUCAAACAGAAUGGUUAUUGACAUUCCAAAAUUUAUUGAUUUAUUUAUUGAACGUGCCACAGCUCCAUUUUUUGUUUUUCAAGUAUUUUGUGUAUUACUGUGGUGUUUAGACGAAUAUUGGUAUUACAGUAUACUGACGUUGUUUAUGUUAAUAACAUUUGAAGUAACAUUGGUUCAACAGCAAAAACGUAAUAUGGCAACAAUUCGAACAAUGGGUAAUCAACCGUAUAAAAUUUCCGUUUAUAGACAACGAAAAUGGAUCAAAAUUGAUACAACAGAUAUUUUACCUGGAGAUAUUUGUUCGGUGUUGCGAACAAAUGAGAAUAACCCAUUACCGUGCGAUAUGCUACUAUUAAGAGGACAAUGUAUUGUUGAUGAAUCAAUGUUGACCGGAGAAUCCAUACCUCAAAUGAAGGUACGUAAACGACUAAUCGAUGAAUUAGUUAUAUUUCAAUUGCCCAAUGAUUAG